Procambarus clarkii (red swamp crayfish) is the source of this 2120-nucleotide messenger RNA. Its product is annotated as thioredoxin domain-containing protein. The record is from RefSeq and is a predicted model, not a curated record. NCBI's taxonomy places the organism in Eukaryota, Metazoa, Arthropoda, Malacostraca, Decapoda, Cambaridae.
UAGUGGAGCGGGGCGGCAGCGGCGAGAGGUGGCGGCGGCCGCUCAGCACAGAACUCCACUUUCCCUGCCUCUCACAACAACAAUGGCGGUGUCAGCUGUCACCUGUGUGCUCCUGGCCCUGCUGGCCUGGCCCCCCAUCACCGCCUCCUCCUCCCUCGAGGUCCUGGCCGAGGACGAGCUCAGGCAACUGGCGGCUGACGAGCACUACGUGGUAGUCCUCUUCGGUGACAGCAGUGAGUGCACUGGAAGAUGUAAAGAGCUGGAGGGCACACUGGCAUUAAUAAGAGAAGAUAUCGUCGAGACGUUUAAUGCUUGGGUGGUGCGGACCCACUCUCCCUCUCUUGCUGAACAGUAUGGUCUGAACAACAAGAAAAUGGGUGCUGGUGUUGUUUUCAUUCGUAAUGGAAUCCCCUUGCUGUACAGUGGUCCUGCAGAUGAUGAUGAAUUCAUGUUGAAUUAUUUAAUUGCCAAUCCAGAGUCAACUGUCCACCAACUGAGUGAUGUUAACUUUGAGCAUUUGACACAAGCCUCAACUGGAGCCACAACUGGAGACUGGCUAGUGAUGUUCACACGCUCGGACUGCACCACUUGUACUCAGCUACGAGCCACUAUUGAGGCAGUUGGUGCCAAUUUGAAAAAUAAGAAAAAUGUUGCACUUAUUAAUCGUGAUAACGAUGGUGGCCAGACAACCCGAAGAUUUGGCGUGAAGAGUUUUCCUUCUUUCCUUCUGUUUAGACAGGGUCGUGUGUACCGGUACAACCUGCCUGGCGUGGACGUGGGUUCCCUAGCAGCAUUUGCUCAAGAAGGCUUCAGAAAUGCCCGGGCAGAAGAUAUUCCACAUCCAAAAACACCAUUCGAUGACUACACUGAAUGGUGUGCGGACUGGCUGCGGGAGAACCCAAGUGCUGUAUAUGCUAUUGGCAUUGUAUUUAUUGUUCUUAUAUUGUUGGUUAUAGUCACUUCACUGAGGUCAUCUAAAGCCUCCUCCAAAAAAGAGAGCAAAAAGAAAAAGUAACAUGUGUAAAACUUGGUCCUCUUUUAUAUACAUAUAUUUAUAUGUAUGUAGUAUGUAUGCAUGUGUGCAGUAUAUUUAUGUAUACAAAUGUCACACAAUUUGAACGUUGUACAUUUGAUGAGGAAUAUUUGACAAGUUUAUAUGUUUUUGAUAUUGAAUAUUGACAUUAUGGAUAGUUUUUUUUAUAAGAGUUUGAAUAGAUUGUGAGACCAUGUGAAGAUCUUGAUUAGUAAUAGUGUAUUGGAGACAUAAUCUUGACUCGGAAAUGUAUAAAAACCAAGAUUUUCAGGGCUUAAGUUUUUUUUAUUAGGUAGCCAUAUUGAUAAAAUAAAACCAAGUAUUCAUGGCAUUGCACUUCGUGUAACUUCAUAGUGAUUUCCUUACCAAUAGGCAUACAGUAUUUGUUUCUGAGAAUAGUGAGUAUAUACAUUAUUUUAUACAUCAUUUGCAUGUUUCAUUUGAGCAAUAUGGGCAUAUCUUUCUGUAUCAAGAAAUUUAUUGCAAAUACAUUGAACUUUCCAGUUGUAGUUGGUGCCAAGUAGUUUGUUGUAAUAUAGAACUAUAAAGUAUUCACAAAUGUUAAAAUUGUUUAAUUACAAAAAAAUUAAUGGGAUACUUUUGUGGAUGUGACAAUGCAAUUGGCUGUAAAAUAUAUAAGGAAUAUGCUGUAUUGACACCCAUGCACUUUUUUUUUUUUUUUUUUUCUCAACUAAUUCAAGAUGUAUCCUGAGUAGUGUGACUGACUUGCAUUGUGGAGGUUUCUGUUUUAAUCUUAAUGUAUCCUGUUGCCAAGGUCCCAUCCAGUUACUGAUAAGCUUUUGUGGUGCUUAACCCAACUGGCUGGAUAACACGCACAUCCUCAGCACCAUGCCAGUGGCUAUUGUGUGUACCUAAGUUUUCAUUUUGAAGUGAGGAGAAGAAUCUAAAAGAUUCUGGUAUAGUGUCUGUAAUUUCCAUUACAGGAAAUGGAUAUUUAAAAGCCUUCAAGCCUAGGGAAACUUUUUUUUUUUUUUCUACCUAGUUUAACAGGUGUGUUUUUUGCACAUUCCAGAGUAGGUGAUGGUUGUCUGUUGUAAAUUGCAGAAAAUAUAUUUUGUUAAAAUUA